Messenger RNA from Nymphaea colorata (pocket water lily), 1146 nucleotides. Its product is annotated as cationic peroxidase 1-like. Lineage: Eukaryota; Viridiplantae; Streptophyta; Magnoliopsida; Nymphaeales; Nymphaeaceae. The transcript has 4 exons. Bases 26 to 985 code for a protein of 319 amino acids. Gene Ontology annotation, biological process: hydrogen peroxide catabolic process; response to oxidative stress. The record is from RefSeq and is a predicted model, not a curated record. Gene Ontology annotation, molecular function: heme binding; peroxidase activity.
GCCCCUGCUCCUCUUGAGUGAGACCAUGGCUAACUACUCCUCUUUGCUUAGCUUCUUCGUCCUCCUCCUCUGCGCCUGCAAUGGAGUCAGUGCAAGCCUGUCAAAAACUCACUACCAUUCAACCUGUCCUCUAGCCUUUUCUGUCAUUAAAAACGUCGUGGUAGAAGCUGUCAAGAAGGAAGCCCGGAUGGGAGCGUCCCUGCUUCGCCUUCACUUCCACGACUGCUUCGUGAAUGGUUGCGAUGCAUCAGUUCUAUUGGACGACGUCGCGGGCAAAAUAAAGGGGGAGAAAACGGCGCCGCCGAAUGAUAUGUCGCUGAGGGGGUUCGACGUGGUGGACACAAUCAAGGCUAACGUGGAGAAGGUGUGUCCGGGUGUGGUGUCGUGCGCCGACAUUCUCGCCGUCGCAGCACGCGACUCCGUCGUGGCCUUGGGGGGGCCUACGUGGGAUGUAAGAGUGGGAAGAAGAGAUUCAACCAAUGCCAGCUACGAUGGCGCCAUUGCUAACCUUCCUGAUCCGAACUCAAGCAUCAGCACUCUGAUCGAAAAAUUUCGCAACCAAAAGCUCACCAGAGUGGAUCUUGUAGCUUUAUCAGGAGCACAUACAAUUGGUCUAGCAAGAUGCGUACGGUUCCGAGAACGCUUAUACAAUGACUCAGACAUAGACCCUUCCUUCAAGCAAUCUCUGGAAGCAGGGUGCCCUUUGAGUGGGAACGACAACAAGGAUUUCCCUCUAGAUGUUGCUACACCAACUCUGUUUGAUAACCAGUACUACAAGAACUUACAGCAAGAGAAGGGACUUCUUCACUCAGAUCAGGUCCUCUUAAAUUCAAGCAUUACCUCCCAUUUUGUGAACAGAUACACCUCUAGUAGCACAAGGUUCUUCAGAGCGUUUGCGAAGGCAAUGAUCAAGAUGGGUAAUGUCAGCCCUCUCACCGGAAAGAAGGGGGAGAUCAGACUAAACUGCAGGAAAGUGAACGGGUGAUCAUCUCCAUGGAUGCAAGUUUUCUCCCCCUAUGAUGUAAAAGCGUUGUGUAUUAAAUAAAAGAAAUCUCAGCUUGCGGUUGUGAAAGUGAAAUGACUUAUGGUAGCAUGUGAUCUUGCCAUUCACACGUCCAACUCCAAAGAAGUAUUUGAGUUUUUCUA